UCUUUUCAUGAAAUUCUCUAUGAUUUCUGCACUUGACCUUGACUUUCGCGCAUCGAUGUUCAAUUGACCACGGUUUCAAGCAAUACGCCAUUUAUUCUUAACGGCGAGGUCACUGCUUUAUCUGUUCAACCACAUUUUAAACGAUACGACGACCUUGUUUGCGUCGCUGAUUCAGCAAAACGAUAAUUACACCUUAUAACUUGCCGGUAACUGGUGCAGAAGAGCUUCAUUCUAGCUGCGAUUGUUGCCCCGAUCAGUCAAGAAACUUCUGAAAAUGGUCAAAGCCGUGUGCGUUCUUCAGGGUGAUGCCAAAGGCACCCUUCACUUCGAACAAACGGAUGGUUCAGGUGCGGUGAAGGUCACUGGUCAGGUAUCCGGCUUACAAAAAGGAUUGCAUGGUUUUCAUAUUCACGAAUUCGGCGAUAACACUAAUGGUUGCACAAGUGCUGGCCCACACUUCAAUCCAUCGGGAAAAGAACAUGGUGGGCCAACUUCAGCCGAACGUCAUGUUGGAGAUUUGGGAAAUAUUGAGGCAAGUACAGAUGGUGUGGCUAAUGUUAAUAUAACCGACAAUCAGAUCCAACUUCAGGGACCAAACAAUAUAAUUGGCAGAACUCUGGUGGUUCAUGCUGACCCAGAUGAUCUUGGCAAGGGAGGCCAUGAAUUGUCAAAAACCACAGGAAAUGCGGGUGCCCGCCUCGCUUGCGGCGUCGUUGGCAUUACAAAAGCCUAAAUACAUGUAUUCUGAGACAAUACUGAACAAAAUAUAAUUCUCCUAGAAUUAUGAUAUUAUGACUGUUACAGUUCGGAUAUCAGUACGAAUAUCAUUCCUGAUUUUCCAUGAUAGAAAUGUUAUGUAUAAUUAUACUCUUUGGUACAAUGAUGUUGAAUCUUCAAUAAAGUACAUACUAUGAUAAA
Colletes gigas is the source of this 918-nucleotide messenger RNA. It is a transcript of the gene Sod1, whose product is annotated as superoxide dismutase [Cu-Zn]. The transcript has 4 exons. Gene Ontology annotation, biological process: removal of superoxide radicals. The record is from RefSeq and is a predicted model, not a curated record. The coding region runs from base 275 to 733 and encodes 152 amino acids. Gene Ontology annotation, molecular function: superoxide dismutase activity; copper ion binding. Lineage: Eukaryota; Metazoa; Arthropoda; Insecta; Hymenoptera; Colletidae.